AAAAAAAAAAACAGAGAGAGAGAGAGAGUGAGUGAGUGAGUGACUGAGUGAGUGGGAGUGUGUGUGUUUCUGUCUUGUUCCGCAGCUUAUUCACAUCACAGCUAAACCUACUGCAGGUAAGGAGUCACCAGAUAACUCUCCACCGCCGCCGCCGCCGCCGCGUCCAUUAUUAUUAUUAUCGUUAGUUCUUUCAAGCAACUCCUCCAAGAUUUGAUUUUUAAUGGCUUCAUCUUCCUAUGAAGCCACGAAUGUGGUUCUCUCCAAAAUAAAAAGCAUUGAGCCUGAAAAUGCCUCCAAAAUCAUGGGCUAUCUUCUCAUGAACUUGGAAGACUCUGAAUUAGUUCGAUUGGCUUGUAGCCCUGACCCUGUUCUUCACAACAUAGUUUUAAGGGUGAAGACCCAUUUGGGUUUGACACUCUCUUCACCUUCUUCUUCGCCUUCUCCUCUUAACCCCAUAACAAGACCUUCCACCAACCCCUUUUCCAAGUCCUCUCCCAGAUUAGUAGCUUCUAAUGGCUUUGACUUUGCGAGGAACCCAUCUUCACCCUCUUCUUCUGCUUGGCCACUUUCUGGGAUCCCAAAUAACCCCAUUAGUCCAAAGUCGAGUCCUUUACUAUCUUAUGAGAAUAUUAGAAGUGUUGCUGUUCACUCUCCUUCGUUUUCGCCUCGUGUUAACGGUGAUUGCAACCCUGUUGGUGGUGAUUUUGUUGAUGAGCAGCAGGUAGAUGAGUGUUUCCCCUUCCUUGGAGACUCAUCUAAGAAUGAGGAACUAUUGGAUCUUGGUGGUCAGAAUUUGCAAUCACUCAACAACGGGGAUGCUCCUUUUCACAGGAGGAGCUACUCUGCUAGUGAUGCUUGUUUCGGGUUCGAGGAAGGGGGCCCUGGAAUUGGAUAUAAGCCAUGCCUUUACUUUGCAAGGGGUUUCUGCAAAAAUGGGAGUAAUUGUAAGUUUGUGCAUGGUGCUUUGAAUGAUUCAUUUGGUGCCAUUGUUGGUUCUCCUAGUAGGUUUGAGGGGUUAGAACAGCACGAGGAGUUCCUGAGGUUGAAGACUGAACAUCAUCGGAGAUUAAUGGCUUCACAGCUUGUAGCUGGAACUUCACCAUCCUCAUAUGACAAGUACAUUGAUUUUCUGAUUAUGCAGCAAAAUGAUCCACAGAGAGCAGCUGCCACCACAGCAUAUAUGAUGGGUGAAGAAUUUCACAACUUUGGCCGAGGCAGGCCAGAAAGGAAUGAGUUUCUAGCCAUGAUUUCAGCCGAAAAACCUAACUCAGCUUCGCGACAGAUUUAUUUGACAUUUCCAGCUGAAAGCUCAUUUAAGGAUGAAGAUGUUUCAGAGUAUUUCAGCAAAUUUGGACCUGUGCAAGACGUGAGGAUUCCCUACCAGCAGAAGCGAAUGUUUGGGUUUGUUACCUUUGUCUAUCCAGAGACAGUGAGGCUCAUAUUAUCCAAGGGGAACCCUCAUUUUAUCUGUGAUUCACGCGUACUUGUCAAGCCCUACAAGGAGAAGGGGAAAAUCCCUGACAAGAGACAGCAGCAACAGCAAUCAGAGAGGGGGGACUUUUCACCAUGUUUAAGUCCUAGAUUUGACUCCAAAGAACCUUAUGAUUUUCAUCUUGGAGCAAGAAUGUUAUAUAAUCCGCAUGAUAUCUUGUUGAGAAGAAAACUCGAGGAGCAGGCUGAAUUGCAGCAGGUCAUUGACCUUCAGGAACGAAGGCUGAAGAAUCUGCAGCUUCCAGACUUCAAGAAUAUUCCCAUUCAUCAUCAUCAUCAUCAGCGCAGUCACUCUGUCGGUGCACCUUCGCCCUUAUCCCAUCAACUUCAUGGUCAAGUUAGCACUGCUGAUCUUUCUUCCCAUAACAACAUUAAAGGAGACCUUACAGGCUACCAGGGCGGCCUCAGUUAUACACUUUCAUUAGGCACUGCCGAGGGGGGGGAGGAGCAGCCACAGCCACAGAAAGAAGUGGGCCCGGCUUUCAUUGGUGGUUUUGAGUGUAGCAGUGAAAAUAAUAAUGCAAAUGCAAAUGUGGAAGUGAAAAAUCUUGAUAACAGAAGCGUUGAGCAGGCCCUUCCAGAUAGUUUCUUUGCUUCACCGACAAAAGCAGCAGGAGAUAACGUAUCCAAUUUCUCUUCGUUGGCAGAUGUCAACGAGAGUGCUGCACUCUCGGCAAGCACAUAUUCUCAUAACGAGUUAGAACAGGAAACCGCUUCCGGCGAAAUGGCUACUUCUCAUUAAUUUUCUUUACAAUCCAAGGUACUGCUAAAUGUAGUGUGUAACACUAACAUCCCCUGCAUCAUGGUUGUGGAUGCAAUUCUACUGACAAGUUGAUAUAUAUUUCUUAGGCUUCAAAAUUUGAACUGUAGGUUGUAAGAAUAGAACUGGCUGGCAGGGGAUCAUUUUUAGGAUUUAUAGAAGCAUACAGAAGAAAGUAUCUUCUAGAUGUAUAGCUGAAUACACCUAGAUUAAAACAAGACUAGCUACUAGGGAUCAAGAGGGUCACCAUCAUCAUCAUGAAUACAUACUACUAACAGCAAGCAAUACAUAUUGCAUACUUUGACAGACAUAUUAGUUUAUAUAAGACUAUUUUGCUUUUCCUUUUUUUGUUUGACCAGACAUAGGGCUGGACCAAGUAUUGUAUUUUAGUUUCACUUUACUCACUGUAAUAUAGACAACUUAUUUUCACCUUCUUUUUAUUAGUUGCUAUUUUUUGGUA
Molecule: messenger RNA, 2711 nt
Organism: Arachis duranensis
Lineage: Eukaryota; Viridiplantae; Streptophyta; Magnoliopsida; Fabales; Fabaceae
Product: zinc finger CCCH domain-containing protein 55
Exons: 8
Coding region: 221-2233 (670 amino acids)
Molecular function (GO): metal ion binding; RNA binding
Source: RefSeq, a predicted model, not a curated record